AUGAAGCUCUUCCAACUCACGUUGCCUAACGAGCAACAUGGCAAAGUUGUAUCUAUGCUGCAAGAUGAGCUCAAUCUGGAUAACGUCACGAGUGUGGAGGCGCGUACGUCAUCUAUAGUGACGUUUCGCGUGGAGGACGAGGAGAUGCAGCCAAUUCUUAAUAAACUACAGCGCAUGGGUGUUGGCGUUCAGUUUGGUUUCUGUGACGUCAUGUUGCUAACGCCAGGUACCACCAUGCGCAAGCGCAACCAGAGCAAGAAGAAGAGGCGCAGUGUAGGCCGCAUCCUUGAACGGAACACCGAUGUGGGUACUGCGGUGCCAGUGGCUGAGAUGUAUGCGCACAUUGAAGCAAAUUCAACUUUAUCCAGGGACUCUGUGGUGAUGCUGCUCAUCUCUUCGUCGAUUGCCGGGAUCGGUCUGGCUGGCGAUUCAAGCACUUACGUUGUUGCCUCUAUGCUUCUAUCUCCGAUGAUGGGGCCGAUUUUGGGCUGUGCUUUUGGAUUUGCUCUCCGAGAUAAAGAUCUUUUUGUUAACGGAUUGCUGAAUGAACUUUUUGCGUUGACUAUUACGUUCCUGCUGGGUGUCAUGAUUGGAGUCUUUCUAAGCCCCUAUGCGGUAGCACUAAACUGGCCAACAGCUGAAAUGCGCGAGCGAGGGCAAGCUAUCCAAUUGUUAUUUGGCGCAAUUGUUGCCGCGCUUUCAGGUACCGGUGUUGCACUAGCCGAGUCAAACGCAAACAUCUCUUCUGUUGUCGGGGUUGCUAUCGCUGCGGCAUUACUUCCGCCAACUGUGAACUCUGGAAUUUGCUUCUCCUAUGUUAUGGUCGGCCAAUACUUUGUGACUGACAAUGUCAUUGGAGAUGAGCAAAAACUUGUUUUUUACGAAAUUGCUGUGGGAAGUCUGAUGCUACUGUGGAUCAAUGUCGUCCUCAUCUAUAUCACUGCAGUGAUGGUGUUUAAAAUUAAGAAAGUUGAUCAAUUUCAAUUGAUCCGGCGAAUCGAUGAAGGUGCAUGGCAAAACCUUCCUCGUGUACAGAGAACCCCUACUCAUAGACACAUAUCUGCGGGGCACGAACGGAUAAAAAGUCGUGGGAGUGCUUCCAGCACGCGUUACAUAGUAGCCGAUAAAGAAGGUCAGCGUUUUGUUCCUUCCGUGCAAAACGAUGGACGCAGCACUGACACAAGUGCACCGCUGCUUGAUAUGAAUGAGAUAUAUCCAAGCAGAGGCAAAAGUAGUGCCGAUGCAAUGUGA
Molecule: messenger RNA, 1251 nt
Organism: Peronospora belbahrii
Lineage: Eukaryota; Oomycota; Peronosporomycetes; Peronosporales; Peronosporaceae
Source: the annotation of a GenBank genome assembly